UGAAACCUGCUUGGGUGUAUUUCCCAUUCACUCUCCCUCUGCCACACUCGUUCAAGACCCCCCUUUCUCUACUAUUGUAUGCUCUAUGCUCUACUACUAUUCCACCGUCACAUCUCCGGCUUCAUCUAAUGCCGUCAGUAUCAUACUGUAAUCGCGUCAUACGGCUUAGCACCUAGUCUUUGCAAGGGCCCCUAGUGGACGGCUCUCGGUCCCAGCAAUAAUUCAACGGAUCGUCACUUUUUUUGCGUCUCCAACAUUUCUACCUACUCAUACUCGAGUACAAUUCCAAUUUACACACCCGAACCUUUUCAUAAUUGAGAGCUGCGCGUUCCUCGACUGAUCUCGACGUGGACGUGGUUAGAGGUCGCCAUGUCUCUGCCAGCCCACAAUCCGGGCUCCUUUCGAAGAGGGCGGGCAUCUUCAACCAGCUCUCACUCCAACCCAAGGAUCAUUCCAGGCGCCUCGACCAAUAAUGCUUCUGCUUCUGCUUCUGCUUCCCACGCCCAUCAUGGCUCUUUCCGCUCUUUCGACACCCAUUUAUCUGCAGUUUUCAAUCCAUUGAGUGCAUCCGGCCCUAGAGAACCAACCCGCUCUUCUCUUCACAUGCUCUCUUAUCGCGCCCCGAUAGGUAAGUUGGUUCUGUGAUAUUAUCAACCAUUGCUAACACCUCAACAGCUCCCAUUGACACUGCCCAGUAUGCUCAUAGCGUACGAGAAGAUACGGCCGAGCUUGCAUCUUAUGCUCUCUCCGAUAGAGGCUCCAUUCGUAGUGCUUCCCCGCCUCCUUCACGCCGAAGCAUACAGACCAACCUCGAUACCUACCUUGAUAGCAUACCCAAACACAACUCCUCCACGAAUCUAGAAAAUCUAUCGCACCAAGAAACUAUACCCGAAGUAUCAGAACCGCCAUCUUCAGAAAAUGGCGGUUCGCCUAGCAAUCGCUCCAGCAGUUCUACCCUCACGGAGAUGUUGAGGCGGUCCCCACCAAGCACCUCACCAACAAACAAUGAGUCUCAAAGCAAGGGAUCUCCCAGCAAGAAAGGAAAAAGUACGAACGGAGGGACCGUGGAGCCAGACCAAAGAAGACUGAUAUUAACAUCAGAUGGUGUUGUGGAUGAUGAACGAACACCGCUAUUGCCAAGGAAACCCAAACAAAUUAAACCCAAACCCCACCCAGAUUAUAUAGGGGGCGAAGACGAUCUUGAGCAGCAAGUCGUGAGAAGGGUUCCCUCAUGGCCCAAACUACGGAAUGUUGUACUGUGGCCCCGAGCGCGGGGGAUGGAUAUUGCCCGUACUAUAGCCAACCCCAAGAGCUGGGACAGGGAGGCUAUUUGGAAGAACGCCGUACUUGCGCCCACCGCGUGUCUUCCAGCUGUGGUUCUUGGAAUAUUACUCACCAUCUUGGAUGCCUUGUCAUAUGGUAUGUAUUCGAAUUUUUAUUAGGUCAUGUGCAGGGCUGUGCGAAGGAAAUGCUUGUGUACGGGACACUCAAUUCGCGAUACUAACUUGAAUUUUCCAGGUAUGAUCUUGUUCCCUCUAGGUCAACCACUAUUCGAGAAGUUGGGCUCAGCUGGUAUAUCCAUGUUUUACGUCAGUUGUAUUGUAUCGCAACUGAUCUUUUCAUGUGGUGGAAGUGGCUUCAAAGGAGGAAUUGGUUCCGAGAUGGUUUGUUGGCUAGUAUUUUCAAUUAGGAUAUUGCAGUACUAAUUCUAUUGUCGCACAGAUCGAGGUGGUACCGUUUUUUCAUAAAAUGGCUAUUACUAUCAUGACUAGAGUUGGCGAAGAAAACCCUCAGGCUGUCAUUGCAACCACAAUUACCUCAUACGCGAUCAGCUCUAUCAUCACCGGUCUUGUCUUUUUCUCCAUGGGAUACUUUCGCUUUGGUUAUCUCGUGGGCUUUAUUCCCAGACAUAUUCUAACAGGCUGCAUUGGUGGCGUUGGCUGGUUCCUUAUCGCUACAGGGAUUGAAGUGUCUGCUCGUAUGGAGGGCGAGUUCGUUUAUAGCUUUGCCACGCUUCACAAAAUGUUCCAAUCUGACACUGUAGCUCUAUGGGUCAUACCACUCGCUCUUGCAGUGAUCCUAUUUCGACUUCAGCACAUAUGGAAAAGCCGAUACCUUCUUCCGGCGUAUAUCUUGUGCAUUCCUGCCAUAUUCUACUUCUUUACGUUCUCACUUGAUCAAUUAGAUAUGGACAAUCUGACUCGCGAUGGUUGGAUUUUUCAAGGUCCGGAAUCAGGAGAACCCUGGUGGUACUUUUACACAUUAUACGGCAUGCCACCUCAUUCUAUGAAAUUUUUUAUUACAACUAAUCAUGCUAGACUUUAAACUUGUUCACUGGGGAGCAAUUGGGGAGACCAUACCUGCAAUGAUGGCCCUCACUUUCUUCGGCCUUUUGCAUGUUCCUAUCAAUGUGCCAUCCCUGGCUUUCACUAUAAACGACGACAAUAUAAACCUUGAUAACGAGCUCAUCGCCCACGGAUUAUCCAAUGCUAUCUCUGGUGGCUUAGGAAGCAUUCAAAAUUACUUGGUAUACGCCAAUAGUGUGCUUUUCUAUCGAAGUGGCGGUGACAGUCGCCUGGCAGGAAUCAUGCUUGCUAUUGGGACCAUGGGAGUUCUAGUCAUAGGGCCAAAAAUCAUAGGUUUUAUUCCAGUCAUGAUGGUCGGAACUCUGAUCUAUAUUCUUGGGUUUGAGUUAUUUGUCGAAGCCAUGUGGGAUACAAGAAAGAAACUUGGAGCUCUUGAGUACUUCACCGUGAGUCUAUAUACGACUGCUAAUCUUACAUUGUGUUCUUCAUGCUGACAGCUUUUCAGGUAUCCGUUAUUGUCCUCGUCAUGGGUACUUACGAUUUCGUCGUUGGCAUAUUCGUGGGAGUUGCACUGGCCAUGUUGUCACUUACGAUACAGACCUCAAAUAUUCCCGCCAUUAGAGCGUCUUACUCUGGCGAAAUUGCUGGAUCUACUGUGCGGAGGAAUCCCACUCAAACCUGUUAUCUUCGCAAGACUGGACAGCAAGUUCACGUCACUAAGCUUGCUGGUUAUCUUUUCUUCGGUACAAUUGGCAGUGUCGAAGAUCGCAUCCGAGCGCUGAUUGAAGAGGACGCCUUCAAGAAACGACCAAUUCGAUUCUUAGUGUUGGACCUGUACCACGUUACUGGAAUCGAUUAUUCUGCAGCUGAAGCCUUCAAUCGACUAAAUCGCAUUUUCAGUAUGAAAGGGGUCACUCUACUCAUGAGUGGCGUGGUAACUGGAGGUCCUCUGGCUAUAACCUUGGCCAACAUUGGACUUGGUUCAGAGGGUAAUGAGGUCAAAUUCUUUGAAGACCUUAAUUCUGCGUUGGAAAGCUGCGAAAAUGAGUUAUUAAAGACCCUCUAUUCCAGCAAGGCGGCACGAAGCACCAGGAAUCCUCCUGCAAAUGUCGAAGUUCCAGGUCAGGUGCCGCCGGCCGAGCAUUCGAUCGAUGUACAAUUCAGUUCACCCAGGCGCAACCAACUUCAAGUAGCGGCUACCAUGACUCUCGACGAUAGUCCAGGAGAGAAUCGAUACGCCAAUUUCAAAGAACCUCUCCGUCUCAUCCUCCAAACCUUUCAAGGACUUACCGACAAGAAUGAAGAUUUCUGGUUCCGCGUGAUCCCCUUCUUCACCAAGAAGGAAUAUAUCGCCGGUACCGUCCUCUACCAUUCAGGUGAAGUUGCAAAUGGAUUUUACCUCCUUCAAGAAGGUAUUCUACGCGCGGACUACGAUCUUCCCCAGGGCAAAUACUUUGAGAGUAUUGUUGCUGGUACGACGUGUGGAGAGUUACCCUUCUUCUCUGACACCGAUCGGACAGCGACGGUACAGGCAGAGCGGGAUUGCGUGUGUUGGGUCAUGGAUCGGGAAAAUUGGGAGAAGUUGCAGAAGGCAGACCAGGAGGUUGUGCAGGAGUUAUUGAGAAUUGGUCUUAAGUUGACGAGUGAAAGGAUGAGUGCGAUUACUUCUUAUGUUUUGACCACUGCUGGUUAA
Hymenoscyphus albidus is the source of this 3999-nucleotide messenger RNA. NCBI's taxonomy places the organism in Eukaryota, Fungi, Ascomycota, Leotiomycetes, Helotiales, Helotiaceae. The record is from the annotation of a GenBank genome assembly.